This is a messenger RNA of Volvox carteri f. nagariensis, 1752 nucleotides long. RefSeq lists its product as uncharacterized. Gene Ontology annotation, biological process: carboxylic acid metabolic process. The record is from RefSeq and is a predicted model, not a curated record. NCBI's taxonomy places the organism in Eukaryota, Viridiplantae, Chlorophyta, Chlorophyceae, Chlamydomonadales, Volvocaceae. The coding region runs from base 63 to 1310 and encodes 415 amino acids. The transcript has 9 exons. Gene Ontology annotation, molecular function: isocitrate lyase activity. Gene Ontology annotation, cellular component: glyoxysome.
UUUAAGAUCCUUAGACAUCUUCUUAUAUUUUGUAUUCUCGCUUUGGGAUUUCUUCUCCCAGAAUGGCCUCCAACGGUUCUUCUCGCUGGGAUGGCGUCAAGCGGGUUUACAGCCGUCAGGAUGUCGAGCGCCUGCGUGGAUCCGUGAAGAUUGAGUAUACCCUCGCUCGUAUGGGUGCAGAGCGGCUCUGGCAGCUGAUGCACACAGAGCCAUACGUUCCAGCUUUGGGCGCGCUGACCGGUGGUCAAGCUGUGGAAAUGGUUUCUGCUGGCUUGAAGGCUAUCUACCUCUCGGGAUGGCAAGUUGCUGCCGACGCCAACUCCGCCAUGCAGACCUAUCCCGACCAAAGCCUUUACCCGGUGGAUUCAGUGCCGCGCGUCGUUUCACGCAUCAACAAUGCCUUCCAGCGCAUGGACCAGAUGCAGCACUCCGAGGGGCGGAACGACAUCCAUUGGUUCGCACCUAUCGUGGCCGAUGCCGAGGCAGGUUUUGGCGGAAAUCUCAACGCUUACGAGCUAAUGAAGGCCUUAAUUGAAGCUGGAGCGGCAGCCGUGCACUUUGAGGAUCAGCUGGCUUCCGCCAAGAAGUGCGGCCACCUGGGUGGCAAGGUGCUUGUACCCACACGCGAGUUCAUUCAAAAGCUUACGGCGGCACGCCUGGCGGCGGACGUCUUGGAUGUGCCGACAGUCAUUAUUGCUCGUACCGACGCGCUGGGCGCCUACCUUCUCACCAGCGACGCGGACGAACGGGACAAGGCCUUCAUGACCGGCGAGCGGACUCCGGAGGGUUACUACUCUGUGCGCGGCGGCAUUGACGCUGCCAUCGCUCGUGGCUUGGCAUACGCGCCUUACGCCGACAUGGUAUGGUUCGAGACGUCGGAGCCCAGCAUGGAGGAGGCAAAGAAGUUCGCUGAGGCCAUUCACGCUCAGUACCCUGGCAAGCUGUUGGCCUACAACUGCUCUCCGUCCUUCAACUGGAAGAAGAAGCUCUCUGAUGAGGAUAUUGCUCGCUUCCAGGCUACCCUUGGCAGCUGGGGUUACAAAUUCCAGUUCAUCACGCUGGCUGGCUUCCAUGCGCUGAACUAUUCGAUGUUUAGCCUGGCCAAGGAGUACGCCUCGCGAGGGAUGUCGGCGUAUGCGGAGCUUCAACAGGCCGAGUUCGGCGCGGAGAAGCUUGGCUACCGCGCGACAACCCAUCAGAAGUUCGUCGGAACGGGCUACUUCGACCUCGUCAGCCAGGUCAUCAGCGAGGGCACCUCGUCGGUGUGUGCCCUGAAAGGAAGUACAGAGGAGGAGCAAUUUGAGCAUUAAUAGCGUGCCCGAUGUUGGGCAGAGUAAUAGUGCCUGCGCAUUGUGUUUUCGCUCGUCCCAACGGUCAGACCGCGCGGAGUGGCGAGCUCCGGUCGUAGGUAGAGGUCGUAGGUAGCGCAGGGUGAGAUGUGACCGCAGUGGAGACACUUGUUAUCUCUUGUUUACGCUGUGGCUUCAGUUACAUUUGUUAACUGAUGGCCCUAUGGUAGGUUGGUUAUGGCAUGCGUUACGUUUUUCACGUUCGGUGUUUCAUGCUCAUUUUUUUCGGUGUUUCAUGUUCGUUUUGAGGUGUUUGUGCUAUGUUUUUUAAAUAACCCAUGCGUGUGAUUGCCCGUCAUCAGCGGUCCACGACAGUGUCACAAAUGAAUGGCCAACGAAUUGGGGCUCCAAAGCAAGGUCCCAUAUCUCCACAUAUUUUCAUUUCUGUAACAGCUGUCAUACG